AGAGGUUCUAGCUUAAGGAUGACAUAAUGACAAUGAAGAUAGAGAUGCUUGAUGAUAUAUCAGAGAUGUUCCCUUUACUGAUCUUCAGGAGAAAUCCAUACCUUCAGAAAAGAUCUCGUGUACUCGAAAAACGGGGUUGUUACAAUAAACCUUCAUACUUCACACUCAUCAACUAAGCUAUAUAUAAUAAAUUCAUUAUAGGUAUCCAAAUGCACCUGUCACCUCCAUCUUCCCUCAAUCAAGUUGUCAUUCCCGUUUCAGAAACUAAUCAAACAAGACACCAUCAUAAUAAAGGCAGCCUUGCAAGUCCACCAGGUAAGUGAGUUUGUUGUGCUAUUGCCAAACUUUUCUAAAUCUGUUCUAGUUAUAUUUGGUAAAAUUAAACAAAUCCAAAAAUUUUAUGGUACACCAUUAUUUUUUAUAAAAUGCAAAAUGAAGAGUUUUAUAAAAUGCAAAAUUCAUCUUUUGAUGAGCUAAAGAUUAGUUAUAAAUAUAAUAAGGUUUAAUUGUUUGUUAGUUUUCAAAAUCCUGACUUGUGUGGAAAGCUUUUUUGGAAAUUCUGACUUGUGUGGGUGGAUCGCCGUUUCUAGCGGCAUGUACACCUAGUCCCUCACCAAGGAAAGAAAAAUAUAUUAUUAAAAAUAAAUUAAAUUAUAUAUAUUUUUAUAUAUGAAUAUAUAAUAGCUGAUUUUGUAUGUAUACAUAGCAUUUUUUAUUUUUUUAUUAUAUUUUUUUAUUUAACAUAUAUGGAUAUUCUUGGAAUUGUAUAUAAAGAAUUAAGGAUUUGUAACAUACAAGGGGCAAUAAUGGUGAAAAGAGCAGAGAGGAUACUUCUGAGACUCUGAGAGCAAGGGUAGUGGUGGUGGCAGUGGCCGUGGCAGCGUUGAGAUGAGAUCAGAGCCAUCGAUAACAUCACUUGAGAGUGGAAUAACAUUGAGCACAUCAACGCUGGUAGUUCUGUCAAGCAGGGUAUCAAAGGCGCUGAGGUUUGAGGACUUGCUGAGAGCACCAGCUGAGUUGAUUGGGAGAGGGAUGCAUGGGAGCCUCUACAAGGUGAUGCUAGUCAACGGUGUGUUCUUGGCUGUGAAGAGGAUCAAGGAUUGGGGAAUCUCCAAAAGUGAUUUCCAGAGGAGAAUUGGGAAAGUUAGCCAAGUCAACCAUCCAUUUGUGUUGCCACCUCUUGCUUACUAUUGUUCCCGCUAAGAGAAGCUUCUUGCAUAUGAGUACAUGGACAAUGGGAGUCUCUUCAACAUGCUCUACAAAGUUGGCCCUCUGGUACAAAAUUCUUGAGCUUAGGUUCUUGCUUCAGAAGCCAUUUUCAAGUUCAAAUAGGUUACCUCAGGAUCCGGUCAAGUUUUCAUUUUGUGAAGCAGAUGAAAAUGUUAGAGUAGCAUACUCAGAUUUGAUUACUUCUUCCAAUGAGACUUUAGAUUCUAUAUUGGAACUCCAAGAGCUGCACAAUAUAGGACAAAGUUCUACUCAUCACGUGCACGACAACACCUUAACUGCAGCUGUGAUUUUUUAUGAGAUUCCAGAAGACGUUAAAGAGGUUUUCUUAACGGGUGCUACUUCCAAGCUCGGCAGAUAAAUACAUUUUUCUAGGAUUAGUAUAAGGACUAAGUUUUUUAUGUACAUAGUAUCACUUUUCUUUUUCUUUUUUAUAUGAAAUGUUCAUAGAGUUUAAGUGUUAUAACUAUUUUUUUUCUUUUUUCUUUUUAUUUGCAUCACGAAGCAAACUUGUA
Messenger RNA from Arachis ipaensis, 1742 nucleotides. RefSeq lists its product as uncharacterized. NCBI's taxonomy places the organism in Eukaryota, Viridiplantae, Streptophyta, Magnoliopsida, Fabales, Fabaceae. The record is from RefSeq and is a predicted model, not a curated record. Gene Ontology annotation, cellular component: nucleolus.